CAAACAUACACAUGUACAAAGAAAAUCACGGUAAUCCUAUAGCCAUGAUCCCAUACAGGAAGUCCAAUUAAAAAUCUGUGACGGCAGAGCCGACCACACAAUGGUAACAAUAUAAACAGAUGUCGUCACACGUAUUGUAUAAUUUGACGUGCGAGAAGGUAAUGCUUGUGACGAUCGUUUCAGGUGCUUGACCGUCACGAGCAAGUUUGGGAGAAGCAUUGACCACUGUCUGAAAUAAGACAGGCAUAUGCUAAUUUGACUCUGCUUAAGUAACAUAUGCUAAUUUGUCUUUCUCGGAAACCAGAAGUGCUUCAUCAUCAAGCGAUUUCUAUAAAUACUUUUUUGACGAUCUGGUUUGACCUUUAUACGAACAUACCCAUGAAAGAUAGUAGAAUCUUCGUUCAAAGGUCUGACUCGAUAUACUUCGUGAUUGAUCAUGAAUUAGUGGUCCAGGCUGCAGCAAGGUAGACAUGGCUUAAUCCGAACUUUAGCUUGCAUAUCAUUUUGGAAACGACAUUUCUGGGAAAAGGUGCUUCGACAGCAGAUCAUUUCUAAGAAUUUAGCAAGCAACGAAACAUGGCGGUUUAUGAUGUAUCCGAAGAAAAGACAAAUGGCACAAGACUGACACGACUUCUGGUUGAUGGAGGAACGCAUGUUCUAAAAGAGUUCCUUCAUUCCAUUUAUCCUCGCGAUAAAUUACAGAUCGUUUUAAGCAAAAACCGUCCAAAACUUCAUAGUCUGAAGCUGAGCCGUGUAAUAUUUGAUAGCCAGUGGGAAAAGUUAUUUCCUUCAUCAGGAGACCCACCAGACUCAGAUACUUUUGAUAUAUCGCUUUUGCAUUUGUUGAUUCGAGAAAUUUGUCAUUUGACGGCACCUUUAACUGGAUGGCACAAAAUGCCCACCGAAGAUGAUGACAGCGUAGAGGCCAACAUUGCCAGAAUCAAAUGCUUCCGUAAUGAGCUAUGUCACGGUACCUCUACCGGCGUUCCCAAUGAUGAAUUUGAAGAGAAAUGGAAGCAAGUAUCUUCUUGCUUAGAGGCACUUGAGCUAUACGCUUACCGACAGAAGAUUGAGCGCCUGAAGAGCGAUCCUAUAGAUCAUGACAUACAACGUCGAGUGGAGGAACAAGUCGAUCAGUGGGAACAGUUUGAUAAGUCCAUCAAAGUUCCAAGCUGCCUCCCAGACGAAAUUCCCGGAGAACUUAUGUUUGGCCGUUUACACGAGACACAACAAGUUACAGAAGCCAUACAAAGUGGAUCAGUCUCAGUUGUCUGGAUUACCGGCGGACCGGGAUUUGGGAAGACCACAGUGGCUAACAAGGCCGCUCAUGAAUUGUCCAGGCUUGACUGCGAACGAGCAGUACUGUUCUGUUCCUUAAGGUCUACGAAAAGCCUGAGUGAAGCAGCUACGUUAAUGACACUUGCUUGCAGUGAGAACCAGACGCAACCACCAGAGAAUCCCCAACAUUGGCUUCUAAACUGGAGCAAACAAAAGUGCUCGAGGGUCACUUUCGUUCUUGACAAUGCAGAUGAAGUUCUUGAAGACAGUGAUUGUAUAAACGAGUUUUUAAACCUUUUGGAAAAUAUGAGAAGGCUUUCAGGACAAAAUGUCACGUUUAUUAUUACCUCCAGAAUGGCAUGCAGCACAACCAGUUCACAAUCUAAGAAUGUUCGAUUAGCCUGUUUGCCAGUAGAAGAAGCGAAGCAGAUUCUUCUUUCGCGAGUCGCUGAUUUGGAAAGUCGGGCGAAACUUUCCAAGGUGGAAAAAUUGGUCGAGCUUUGUGGUUUUGUCCCUAUUGCCCUUUGUAUUGCUGGCUCGUUGCUCUCAGACUAUAAUGAAGAUGAACUCAUACAAAGUCUGGAAGAUGAGCCCUCGGAUGUCCUCCAAGUCGGUAGAAGGUCCACCGACCAAACUUCAGUCGAAAAAUCAAUCAAGAGAUCUUUUGAGAUACUUCACGAAGUGGAACAAAAAGCCCUCGUUCUGUUAUGUGUCUUUCCUGGCUCAUUCAAUUCUGAUGCGGCCAAGUCUUUGAUUGCAAACUGUACAACAAAUGCCAAAUCAGUCUCAGUUCUACAGGAAUUGAAAGACAGAUCUCUUGUCGAGCAGUUGAGACCAUGCAGAUACCAGGUACAUCAGCUCAUUCAAACAUUUGUGCAGAAGAUCGCCUCGGACAAGUAUCCUGGCCUCUUAGAUCUGGGAGAGAAACUGGCCUGUGCGCACUUCAUUUCUCGCCUUGCUGACAACGCUUAUCUCUACUGGAGCAAGGACACCUGCAAACAGUCUGUGGACUCCUUCAAUGAGGACAGGCACAACUUCGAGUACUUCCUUCAAGUUUACACUCACAUGCGAAGGAAUAUCGAAGACCAAGAAAUUGUGAAAUCCUGUAAAACUUUCCUUGAUGAUCUUCCCCAGAAGUGCAUGUAUCUAGAAAAGUGUGUUCUUCCGAGAUUUUACAUUUUUGUUCUGGAAAGAUUGUUGGAAAUGUUUCACUCAGAAUCUGAGCCAGUGCACAGAGUGGAACUUUUGUGUAUUCUUGGACACGAAAGCAGGAAAAAAGGAGACAGGGAAAAUUACCAAGAGUUCAUGAGGGAGGCCGAAGAAAUUCAUACAAAGAAUCGUGUUGACUUUGAAACACAUCCAUUAUCAGAAACUUAUUUCCGCAACAGUUGUGCUCGCUUUUUUUCGGGCAAGAAAGACCCCCUUGAGAACAAAAGAAGAGAUCAAGAAACUGAAGCUGCGUUGAAAGUCAGCCGUGAAAACCUAGGCGAUCACCCGGAAACAGCAGCAACUCUUUUAUUAGCAGGAAUAAUUGCACAACGUCGUAAAAAAUGGGAUGAAGCAGAACAGAAGUUUUUUGCGGCGUGGGAACUCUUUAAAAAGUGCCUUGGGAAGCACUUUAUGACUGCUGAAAUUCUCAAGGCCAUUGCGGACCUUCACGCCGGUAACUUUUUUCGUCAGAAGAGCGAGACCGAGUUGGACAAAUCCCUUACUUAUUAUGCACAGGCUAUUGAAAUAUUUGAGGACCUUGAAUUUAGACAAAGCAAAGAGAGUAUCUCGACUCUAAAGAACUUUGGAAUGUGCCACAUGAGGAAGGGUAACUUAGAUGAGGCCAUGGCUUUACUUACAGAGGCAGACGAGAUUGCCGAGAAAGAAUUAGAACCUUGUCACACAUGGAAAGUCAAGACAAAGACUGCACUAGCCACCUUACAUGACAAAAUGGGAAAUGUAGACCAGGCGAAAGCCGUGAUGCAUGAAGGGCUUUCGAUGGGCAAAAAGCUAGAUCUGGAAAUAGAUGAGAUGGGCAACAAAUACGAAAUACUAGUAUUCAUUAAUCGUCAUCCACAGACGUUCCCGGAGAUAGAAUUUCCAAGGAACGUGCGUGGUGCAGAUGGUCACUCUACCAAACGCCGUAAGCCUGGACCGAAAGUCGUUUCUAAACACUAAGGUGAUUACAGAAUACCAUAACUAGUGAAACACAAUCGAGUGUUUCCGAUUUAUUACAACACUGAGAAAGAUAACUUGAUUGUGACUGGCUGAGAGCAAGCAGAUUUUUGAUCUGCCGUACAGUGCAAA
This is a messenger RNA of Orbicella faveolata, 3573 nucleotides long. RefSeq lists its product as uncharacterized. The record is from RefSeq and is a predicted model, not a curated record. Lineage: Eukaryota; Metazoa; Cnidaria; Anthozoa; Scleractinia; Merulinidae.